Molecule: messenger RNA, 999 nt
Organism: Priapulus caudatus
Lineage: Eukaryota; Metazoa; Priapulida; Priapulimorpha; Priapulimorphida; Priapulidae
Product: zinc finger protein GLIS3-like
Exons: 3
Coding region: 1-999 (332 amino acids)
Biological process (GO): regulation of DNA-templated transcription
Molecular function (GO): RNA polymerase II cis-regulatory region sequence-specific DNA binding; DNA-binding transcription factor activity, RNA polymerase II-specific
Source: RefSeq, a predicted model, not a curated record
AUGGCGCCCCUGGCGACGGUGCUCGGCAUGAUGCUGGACGAAGUGUUCAUGUCGAAGCCGGAGCUGCAGCUGCACAUGAAGGCUCACAUGCAGGAAACAAAACCCUACAAGUGCGCGCUCUGUCACAAGGCGUUCGCCAACUCGUCCUACCUGUCACAGCACAACCGCAUCCACGCUGGCAUCAAGCCCUACAGCUGCCAAGACACGUACCUGGAGAAACACAUGCACAAGCACCUCACCGACGACAAGAACCAAGGUGGCGCCACCGGGCCGCCGCAUGGCACCACAGACAAGCAGCUGACGGCCUUCAACGCUCUCAAGGCGUCGCAGAAAUCGUCGUCGUCGUCGUCGAUUGCCGACGUCGUUGGCUACGACUGCUGGGGCGCGUCGCCCGCGAAACGCGUCGGCGUCGGCGGUCUCGACGCGCUGCAGGCGCCCCCUAUGUCGGCCGCGUUCGCGUCUUCGGCGAUGGCGCCCCCUGACGGACACAACCCGUACUCGUGGAACGUGCCAAUUAAGAUGGAGACGCUGACGGACGACGCCGGCGGCCAGGUGGCUCUGCCUCCGAUCUCCCUCCCGCAGAACAGCAUCGCCGGCGGAUACCCAACGAAAUACGGAGGCGGCGGCGGCGGCGGCGGCAGCAUCGUUCAGCAUCACCAUGGCGACAAGCGACAGACGCCGUACUCCGUCCGCGGCGUCGGCGGCAAGUCGUCGUCGUCGGCGUUCACGCCCGUCGGCCACGCCGGAAACGUCGCCACGGCCGCGGCAGACCCGCUCGCGUCUCAGCAUCCCCCAGCGCCCGUCUCCCGUCCGUCGUUCUUCCCGUUCGACUCGUUCUAUCCGAAGGUGCACCAUCAGUCGGAGCCGCUCUACGAGCACAUGUACCAGAACGGACUCGCCGGGUCUGGCUACGCAAUGAACUACUACGUACCGACGCACGGAGCGUACACGCCGACGGACGGGUUCCGCGAGAAGGAGGCGCACGAGUACUCCGACUGA